Eremothecium gossypii ATCC 10895 is the source of this 1041-nucleotide messenger RNA. RefSeq names its product Aim45p (gene AIM45). Gene Ontology annotation, molecular function: electron transfer activity; flavin adenine dinucleotide binding. Lineage: Eukaryota; Fungi; Ascomycota; Saccharomycetes; Saccharomycetales; Saccharomycetaceae. The record is from RefSeq and is marked provisional. The transcript has a single exon. Gene Ontology annotation, cellular component: mitochondrion. The coding region runs from base 1 to 1041 and encodes 346 amino acids.
AUGUUCAGACCUAUUACAUCACAGGUGGGGAAGAGGCUUGGGCUGGCUGCGCAGAUGAAGAGCAGCGCCGUGACGGGCAGGUGGGCGUCGACGCUGGCGUUCAUCGAAUCGCACAAGCCAGGGGAGAUCGCGACGUCGUCGCUCUCGACACUGGAGGCGGCCAAGAGGUUGGGCAACCCGGUGACAGCGCUGGUGGUCGGCCACAAGCUGGCGGGCAUUGCACAGGCGCUGCAGAGCGUGGACUGUAGCCAGCUGCAGCGCAUUGUGGUGGCCGACAGUGCGGAUUACGAGCACUACCUGCCCGAACGGAUAGCACCUCUGUGCGUGCAGCUGCUGAAGGAUCCUGAGUACUCGCAUUUUGUCGUGGCGGCCUCCGCAGUCGGCAAGAACAUCCUUCCCAGAGUCGGUGCGCUGCUGGACGUGCAACCGGUGAGCGACAUUGUAGCGGUCAAGGACCAGGAGACCUUCACGCGCCCGAUCUAUGCGGGCAAUGUGCUGGUGACGGUGCAGGAUCCACAGGCGACGAAGCUGCUAAGCAUCCGCGCGUCGGCGUUCCCGGCGGUGGGCCCCGGCAGCAACAGUGCCAGCGUGGAAAGCGCCCCAGAGGUUGCUGCGGCCGCGAUUGACGUUGCAUGGCAAAGCAACAAGCUGUUGUCAUCUGACCGGCCCGAGCUAGGCUCGGCCAAGCGCGUUGUCUCCGGCGGCCGCGGGUUGAAGAACAAGGAGACGUUUGAUGAGCUGCUGGAGCCUCUGGCUACUAAACUGGGGGCUGCUAUCGGCGCCACACGGGCUGCAGUGGACGCGGGGUUCUGCGAUAACUCGCUACAGAUUGGUCAGACGGGCAAGGUCGUGGCUCCAGAGCUGUAUGUGGCUAUCGGCGUCUCCGGUGCGAUACAGCACCUCGCCGGCAUGAAGGACGCCAAGACCAUCGUUGCAAUCAACAAGGAUCCGGAAGCACCGAUCUUCCAGGUCGCAGACUACGGGCUCGUGGGCGACCUCAACGCCAUCGUUCCCGAGCUAACCCAGAAGCUUGCUAAAUAA